ACGUCACCGCCGUUGACCCGGAAAUGUUCGCUCCCGUUAAAAGCGCCGGUCCGCUGCUUGCGGCCUCUUCCUGUCUGUGCCAGGGCGGCGCGUGGUCUACGCUGUGCGGCAGAGUCGUCCGGACUGCGCCGUCAGGAUGACCGAGUGGGAGACAGCUGCGCCUGCGGUCGCAGAGACCCCCGACAUCAAGCUCUUCGGGAAGUGGAGCACUGAUGAUGUGCAGAUCAAUGACAUUUCCCUGCAGGAUUACAUCGCGGUGAAGGAGAAGUAUGCUAAGUACCUGCCCCACAGCGCAGGGCGCUAUGCUGCCAAGCGCUUCCGCAAGGCGCAGUGCCCCAUUGUGGAGCGCCUCACCAACUCCAUGAUGAUGCACGGCCGUAACAAUGGCAAGAAGCUCAUGACCGUGCGCAUCGUCAAGCAUGCCUUUGAGAUCAUUCACCUGCUCACCGGCGAGAACCCCCUGCAGGUCCUGGUGAAUGCCAUCAUCAACAGUGGUCCCCGGGAGGACUCGACCCGCAUUGGGCGAGCCGGAACAGUGAGGCGGCAGGCUGUGGAUGUGUCCCCACUGCGCCGUGUGAAUCAGGCUAUCUGGCUGCUGUGCACAGGUGCCCGUGAGGCUGCCUUCAGGAACAUCAAGACCAUCGCCGAGUGCUUGGCAGAUGAGCUCAUCAAUGCGGCCAAGGGCUCCUCCAACUCCUAUGCUAUCAAGAAGAAGGACGAACUGGAACGUGUGGCCAAGUCGAACCGUUGAUUGCCCGACCACAGCCCCAAUAAACCUGUUUGCCUUUUGGGGCAGCCCCA
Messenger RNA from Equus quagga, 801 nucleotides. RefSeq names its product ribosomal protein S5 (gene RPS5). Gene Ontology annotation, cellular component: cytosolic small ribosomal subunit; ribosome. Gene Ontology annotation, biological process: translation; ribosomal small subunit assembly. The record is from RefSeq and is a predicted model, not a curated record. The transcript is spliced from 6 exons. Bases 137 to 751 code for a protein of 204 amino acids. Lineage: Eukaryota; Metazoa; Chordata; Mammalia; Perissodactyla; Equidae. Gene Ontology annotation, molecular function: rRNA binding; structural constituent of ribosome; mRNA binding.